GGGGAUACCCAAGGAAUUUCCUUGCAUCUUUGCAAGGACCUGUCAGGAAAAUUGACCACAACAGCUUCAGGGUGUAAUGCCUUAAGAAAUAUUUUCGUGGAGAUGAACAAUGAAAGCCAUCGUUGGUGAUGAGUGGCCGGACUGGAUUUGACCUCGGUCAAUAUGGCUACAGAACAAUGCCGAAGGACUUAAAUAAAGAAGAAAAACGACUUCUGUCGUCUGUUUUCCAUCAGGUAGAUGUUGGUGGCAAAGGGUUUUUAAGCAGAGAAGACCUGAAGAUAGCUGUAGCAGAAGUAUUUGGAUACAAACCCUCCAAGCUUGAAGCAGACCAUUUGAUGGAAAGCUAUGGAGAUAGCACAGGGUUGAAUCUUCCUAUGUUCAUGGUUGCCAUGACAGAAAAGAUGUCGAAGGCUGACCAAGAUGGAGAGAUCAGACAUACCUUCAUGGCAUUUGAUUCACAAUGUCGUGGCUUUCUGACAGCUGAAGAUUUGGAGAAGGCUGUAAGCUGUGUGGCACCCCACAUUCCUCAUCACAGUAUCCAUUCAACAUUCAGGGAGUUAGAUAGAGAUGGAGAUGGGCGUGUCAGUUAUAAAGAUUUUGACUCAAUGAUGAAGUACAACACAUCAGAACACCUGUAAUCUACUGCAGCGACACCACAGAACUCCAAAUGUUGUUAUUAAUGUUAGUUAAUUUAGAUAACUGUCUGACAAAUGAGAGAGACCCAGGAACACACAUAUGGACACCCAUGAGUGACUAUACCCUAAAUAUUGUCUAUAAGAAC
Messenger RNA from Mizuhopecten yessoensis (Yesso scallop), 781 nucleotides. Its product is annotated as EF-hand calcium-binding domain-containing protein 11-like. Bases 129 to 638 code for a protein of 169 amino acids. Gene Ontology annotation, molecular function: calcium ion binding. Gene Ontology annotation, cellular component: cytoplasm. Lineage: Eukaryota; Metazoa; Mollusca; Bivalvia; Pectinida; Pectinidae. The transcript has 6 exons. The record is from RefSeq and is a predicted model, not a curated record.